AUGAUAAUAUGUACAGUUCUGAUUUUUAUAAUAUUUCAAGCACAAACUUCGAAUGAAGCUACACUCGAACUUUCUGAAGCCAAAUACAUCGCUUUCAGUUUGCUGGGAGAUUUAGCAAUUUCCAAGCCAACUAAUGAAAAUCUUCGAAAAAUAAUAACAGAUCCAUUCAGAGAGAAUGAUUAUGCAAUACCUUUAAGUUUAUUGCUCAAAAGAUACAAAAAAACAAAGAAAAAUGCAAAACAUCUAGAUGAUCCAAUGUUAGAACAUCGUUUCGAAAAACAUUAUAAUGAUAGAAGAGCGAUUUUUUACAAAGCGUUAAAACGAAGCGACGAAGUAUUGUUCAACAAUACAUUCAACAAAUAUGAUCAAAAAUAUUACAAUGAAUGGGUUGACAAAAGUGGUUUAAUUAUGAAUGAAGAAGAGCGGAAAAUAAUUGAAGAUAGUGUAACUGACAUCAAAAUUACUGGAUGGAAUUUUACAUUUCGAUAUAAGAAAAUUGCAAAGAAAUAUGGAGUUGUGAAUAUUAAGAAAAGUUUUUAUUUGAGUUCGCUAAUGGAGGAUAGUUAUUAUUAUGGUUAUACAGUUGAAUAG
Molecule: messenger RNA, 591 nt
Organism: Caenorhabditis angaria
Lineage: Eukaryota; Metazoa; Nematoda; Chromadorea; Rhabditida; Rhabditidae
Source: the annotation of a GenBank genome assembly